Triplophysa rosa is the source of this 2734-nucleotide messenger RNA. RefSeq names its product zinc finger protein 341 (gene znf341). The coding region runs from base 25 to 2367 and encodes 780 amino acids. The transcript has 16 exons. The record is from RefSeq and is a predicted model, not a curated record. NCBI's taxonomy places the organism in Eukaryota, Metazoa, Chordata, Actinopteri, Cypriniformes, Nemacheilidae.
UCAUGCACACAGAGGAGCUACAAGAUGGCGCAGGCAAUAUUUGAGGUUCUGGAAGGCAUGGACAAUCAGACGGUCCUUAAUGUUCAGUCGUUGUUAGACGGUCAGGGUGGAGUUUUGGACCCGGGCGCCCAGAAUGUCUCAGGAACGACCAUCCAGCCAAUGGACGAUGACGACGUCUUACUCUGCGGCAAAUGUAAGAAGCAGUUUAACUCUUUACCGGCGUUCAUGACCCACAAGCGUGAACAGUGUCAAUCCAACACGCCGUUGCUGGCCACCGUAUCUCUCGCCUCCAGCAACACCUACACCUCCAUCCCAUCCAUCAGCGCUGGACCACAGCUGCCCACGAACAGACAGGUGUCCACGUACAUCACCGUACCGCAGUCUCCUCUGACACACACGCUGGUCCAGGGGAACGUGUUGGUCAGUGAUGAAGUUCUGAUGUCGGCGAUAUCGGCCUUUAGCUCUCUGGAUCAGCCCAUGACAGCCAUGCAGGGAUCUGCACAGAGUAAUCUCAGCAUGCACGCAGGGACCUCGUACCUGCAGCACCAUCAGCAGCCCCUCCCACUCAACCAGGUUACGCCUCUUUCCUCACAGGUGCCCUCCAGCAACAGUAACUCCAUAGUGCAGGUGUACAGUACACUGCCCCCUAUGGCUGGAGGCGGCAUUGCAGAGGUGCCCGCUCUGGGCCUGCACUCAUUUCAGUCUGUACAGGUGCCCAGUCAAUGUGUGGACGGUCAGACGUUCAGCACAGCUCAAGUGUACAGUCCUGGAAAGCAGAGCACCAAAAACAAGACCUGUACCAUGGGCUCAAGCCUCUCUGAACUGGGAGAAUACAACAAAGUCGUUAUUCCAAAGAGAGCCAGAACCGCCAAGAAAACGCCGGAUGCAGGUCAAGCCAAAGGAAAAGCACAGAAGCUGAAGUGCACUUACUGUGACAAAGUGUUUACCAAGAACUUUGACCUUCAGCAGCACAUGCGCAGUCAUACGGGUGAAAAGCCUUUUCAGUGUAUCGUGUGCGGCCGUGCCUUCGCUCAGAAGUCAAAUGUGAAGAAGCACAUGCAGACGCACAAGGUUUGGCCGGCCGGGGUUCACAGCAGCGUCUCCAGGACACCCAUCACAGUGCAGGUGCUUCAGAUGAACAAUGACACCUCACAACAGAUGGAGGACGAGGGACAAGCAUCUGUAGAAGAGAGAAACGCUGAAGUCCAGGCGGAGAAGCAGGGAUCGGCGGAGGGGAAAAUGAAUCAGAACAGACAGAUUCUCUUGAUUGACAGCUCAUAUCAGUGUCAGUUCUGCUCGACUAAAUUCAGCUCCUACUUCCAGCUAAAGUCUCACAUGACCCAACACAAGAAUGAACAGGUUUACCGCUGUGUGGUGAGGAGCUGCUCGCAGACGUUUCAGAAGUUAGAUCCAUUUCUGGAGCACAUUCACACACAUCAGGAGCAGCUGACGUACCGCUGUCAUCAGUGUGGGAAAGUCUUUCCAUCGCUGUUUGAACUGGGAUUACACCAGUACUCCCACAGCUUCAGUCCACAGCAGAACCAGCGCAAAGAGACCAACUAUUACAGAUGUAUUAAGUGUCAGAGUAAAUAUUCCACACAAGAAGCUCUGGAGCAACAUCUGCUGAACGCCACUCACAACUACCCCUGUACUCACUGUCAGAAGGUGUUUCCCUGCGAGCGCUAUUUCCGCCGCCAUCUGGUCACUCACGGUGCUGGAGGGAAAUUUAAAUGUCACGUCUGUAAGAAGUUCUUCAAAACCGAGCACUACCUCAAACUCCACACGCAGAUCCACUCGGGAGAGAAACCGUUCAAAUGUUCGGUGUGUGAGGCCACGUUCAACAGAAAAGAUAAAGUCAAGAGACACAUGUUGAUUCACGAGCCCUUCAAGAAAUACAAAUGUCCCUUCAGGACUCACGUGGGCUGCACCAAAGAAUUCAACAGACCAGACAAACUGAAAGCUCAUAUUCUCUCUCAUUCAGGUAUUAAACCCUACAAGUGUCAGUUCUGUCAGAAGUCAUUCAGUCGCCGUGCACACAUGCUGGAACAUCAGCGCUCGCACACGGAUAACUACCGUUACCGCUGUUCCUCCUGUAACAAAGGCUUCACCCGCCAGAAGUACUACAGAGAUCACAAGUGUCCGCUGGCAGGAGCCGCGGAGGCGCAGGGACACGGCGACGACACCGAGGGAACAGCGGACGGAUCUCCUGCCGCAGAGCCUGAUGAACACGGAGAGAACACCGAGGAAGAGGAUGGAGAGAAGCAGAUGAGAGAGGAGGGCGGGGCCGGGCUGGAUUCUAUGCAGGAGGAGGGCGGAGCCAUGGGCCUGCUGUCGGAACCCAUGUGCUUUCAGACCGCGGACGGAUGAACAACACAUCGAGGACUGAUUUGCUGGCACGAAGAUGUUUAGUAUAAAAAGAUAUUGAAAAUGACAUACAGCUGAAGAUCUGUACGAGAUAUCUGUUAUUUAACAGAAUUGAAGGACGUCUUGUGUACGAAUCCUGAGUGGGUGGAGCUUCAUUACCAUCAGGCACCAAUAGAAACCUUGACGGUGCGGUCAGUGAUGUUUUCUGACAUUGUCAAAGGCUGAAUGAUCGUUUAUCCUUUAAUGUGUUUUAUAUUAAAACAUGAAAUUAUUUUCUGUUCUUUGCAUUUGAUGCAAUGACGUGAGAGAGUGUAACUGCAUCUUUUGGAUACGGCUUGAAAAUAAAUUGAAUUUCUUUUGUUUACUUCAA